AAAGCUCUAUGAACAGUAAUUGGAUCUUGAUACAGAGAUGCUAUACAUUAGACCGAGAGAGCUGCGUUUCAAAUUGAGCAAAUCUUUCAAAAUAUUACAUUGUUUCAAGUCUUCUCACGUGUUAUUCUUGGAAAAGUUUUUCAUUAACUUGCCCCCACCGCCGUGUUAUCCUUAGUUUAUUUUCUGCUCUUUACGAAUAAUUCGAUUGCCUUUAUAAUUUGUAUUCAUUUAAACGACUUUAAUGUCCCUUUCAGUGAGAGAAAUAUAUUACAGGAGAUACAGUGUAGUGAUAUAUAUUUCUAUGUAUGUAAUAGUGGUACAGUAUAUACUGUAUAUAACGCCGACCUUUUGACAUUGGAGAUACAAGUUAACGAUUCCUUUUAGAAGUUCCGCGAAAGUCAGGAACAUUAAAAUAAACGUCUCUUUGUUUCAUUAACGAAGAGUUUAACACGAAAUUACAGAUUAGUAGAGAAGAUGCAAAAUAAACCACAUUUUCAUCUCCACACCGUUGCGAUAUCUUUUUGAGAUGUUUGCUUAAAAAGUUUUGGGCUGAAGUUACAGGGGGCAGUCAUUACCAAAGGGUUGUGAUGGGUUCCAUUGCUUGGAGGCCAGAAUGGAGAAUAAGGAACCAGAUGAGGUGGAGAAACUGAAAACGCGGUUUAUGUCAGCUUGGCACAAUGUCAAAUACAGCUGGAUUCUGAAAACUAAGACAUGUUUUAGCAGAAAUUCUCCAGUUUUUGUAUUGGGAAAAUGCUAUCACUUCAAAGCAGAAGAAAUGGAGAGUUCCUUGGAAGGCUGUAGCAGUGAGGCCUCCGAGAGUGAGCAUGUCACAGGAAAUGUAGAGGCCUUUCGUAAAGACUUCACCUCUCGCGUGUGGCUGACCUACAGAGAGGAGUUCCCUGCAAUAUCCGGCACCAACAUGUCCUCAGACUGUGGCUGGGGCUGUACUCUGAGGGCUGGACAGAUGAUGCUGGCACAGGCCCUGGUCCUUCACUUCUUAGGCAGAGACUGGACCUGGCCUGAUGCAUUAAAGAUAGAAGGAUUGGACACUGAGACGUGGACUGCCAAUGCUGCCAGGAAGCUUGUAGCCUCUUUCGAGGCAUCAUUGCAGGGAGAGAAGCCACUUGAAACCAGUCCAAUACCGCAGACUGAGAGGAGAUCUGAGGAUGACAGCUCCCACGUCGGUAGCAUUUAUCACAGGAAAAUCAUCUCUUGGUUUGGGGACUCACCCUUGGCACAGCUGGGUGUGCACAGACUUAUAGAUCAUGGGCGCACAUCUGGGAAAACAGCUGGGGACUGGUAUGGGCCAGCUGUGGUAGCACACAUUUUGAGAAAAGCUGUUGAAGAAGCAACAGACCCUGAAUUGCAAGGCAUAACAGUUUAUGUUGCUCAGGAUUGCACAGUCUACAGUGCUGAUGUUAUUGAUAGUCACCAGGGGCGUGCUCAGGGGCUGGACGCUGAACCCAACACAGACAGAAAAGCUGUAAUUAUUCUUAUACCCGUAAGGCUUGGAGGGGAAAAAAGUAAUCCUGAAUACUAUGAGUUUGUAAAGGGCAUUUUAAGUCUUGAGUAUUGCCUUGGGAUCAUUGGAGGGAAACCUAAACAAGCCUAUUACUUUGUAGGGUUUCAAGAUGACAGCUUGAUUUACAUGGAUCCUCAUUACUGCCAGUCUUUUGUAGAUGUCAGCACAAGCGAUUUCCCACUAGAGUCAUACCACUGUCCAUCGCCUAAAAAGAUGCCCUUCAGUAAAAUGGACCCAAGCUGCACUAUUGGAUUUUAUUCUAGAAAUGUUAAAGACUUUGAAAGGAUCACACAGGAAAUUACAAAGGUUUUAAAGCCUUCGUCUAGAGAGAAAUAUCCUGCAUUUACAUUUGUUAAAGGUCAUGGACAAGACUAUGACUUCACUUGUUCACAAACCCUUGAGCAAAAAGAAUUGCCUUCUGGAGAAUUAAGGAGACCUGAAACUAGCAUGGGAGAUUUUGUGUUGCUGUGAACAUACCAAAGCCAGUGUAACAAAGUGAGGAACAAUUGCAACUAAAACUAAUUUUAAUACUUGGUUUUGUGAAGAUAGUGAAGAUAUUUUAAAGCUUGAAGUCUCAACAUGGACAGUUCAUGUACAAAUAAUGUACAACAAAUGGUUUCUAAAACAAUGGACAUUAUACACAAAAAUAAUAACUGAAAUACUACUGCUUUGUCAAACUGCUUUGGUGCUCUGGACCAAAACAUACUACGACAACAUUACUGUGUUGUAAAAAUAAAGGUUCCAAAGUCUGGAGAAGAAUCAGUUUUCUGAUGAUGAUUAAAGGUUUUAUUGGGAUUACGAGCACAGAUCAUCCAUGGAAUAAAGUGAAUUUUUGUAUAUAUUUGGAGAAAUAAAUACUAUACUUUGAUAUCUUCAGUGCCACAUGAAGUCAGAAUUAAAGCUUAGCAUUUUACUUAAAUUACCAGUAAAAGAUAGAGCAAAAAUAAAAUAUGAGAGAUAUCCUUGGGAACCUAAAAACUGUGCUAAAAUUCUUGCACAUGCAUAUUGUUACUAGAGGAAAGCUGUUGUAUACAUUUAUGGUUUUAAAGCAGAAAUAUUUAAAACUUCAUUAUUAUUAAUAAUGCCAUUCAAGUAACAGGAAACCCCAAAACUGUGUUAUAAAUGAUGUUUUAGGUAACCAGUCCUCCUGCUUUACAAUUGCUAAUUGGGCUCCUAUAUAAACUUCUCAUUAUGCACAUAGUUUUGUGAGAAAUAACAUAAUUAAAAACAAGUUCCAGUUUUCUACUAUCAUUCUAUUAGUGAAUCUAGAUCCAGUAUUGCAGUUGAAUAAGGAAGCAAAACACAGUACUGUUAUGUAAAAUGCAUGAAAUGUGUUAAACCGUAACGGUGUUUUCAUAUUCAACUGUAUGAAAAUUUGGUAACAUUAGAGCAGAACAGAAGAGCACACAGUUUAGUUCUUGUAUGCAUUUAUUGCUUGCGAAUGUAGUGAAAUUAAGAAUGUUUCUUACUUUAUGGUGCCAUAUUUCGCAUCUAGAAUAGUGCAGCAAAUCUGUUUUUUUAGAUAUGUUUAUGCAUUCAUUUCCCAUUGAUCUCAUUUUUAUUCUAAAGAGAACAGUAAAAUUCCACAGAAAAUGAGUAUAUUCUCUUUUUAUUGGAGUCUUUUAGAAUUCUGACAGCACUUCACUGUGCACGAACAUGAAACAACUGUGUGCAUUUCUGGUUAUUAGACAUCAUGGCUUUUAGUUUUCUCUGAAAUUCAGGUCCCAGGUAUUGCUUUUCUUGCCUGGCUAUAUGUAGCCUACCAAGAGCUUUUGAUUGUGCCAUUCUUUUAGAAGCAAUUCUUUGUCAUGUGUUUAGCACAGGACAAAAACUGUAAAAUAAAAGCUAGUUUUGUAAGGCUUUAUAAGACACAGCUAACUGCACUAAAUUAAAACUAGUCAUACGUACUAACCAUUUAUACACUCCAUUUAACUGACACAGAAAAAUUCGACACAGUGAAACACACACAAUUGGUAAUUGUGUCCGGAGGAAAAGAAAAUAUCCUUUUGCAGAAUGUAAUGUUUCCAUGGCUAAGUCCUCUGAUCCUUCUCAGUUUGAGCAAUGGUUUGUUGUUUUCGUGUUAAAUACAAAUUCUUGUAUUAGCUGGUGAAUGGCCACAGAUCAGGCACCCAUAUGGGAAAAAGUUACUCCUCUGAUGUUGAGCACCAAAGGGAAGAAUUGGCUGUCUGUUAGACUUGGUGUUGAAAAAGAGUAUAUUGGCAUGAGGACACAAUAGGAUCAUUUUAGCUUUGCAACAUGUAGCCUAUAGUCAGUAAAUUCGUUUGUGGUCUGUUUUUAGGAAACGGGCAACCUGAUAGUACAUUGACCAUUACAAAUGUAAAACAUGACCGCGUGUUCUCAGGAUUUUGUCACUGCAACAUGAAAGGGCACUUGUAUUAGGGAUGCUCUCCUCUGAGGAGAUUCUCUGUUCUGUGUGUAUUUACAGAGAUGUAUGAAUAUUUGAUUAAUGAGUCAUGGUCUCUGGAGAAAUUUAAUAACUGCUCUGCUGUACAAAGCUUGCUCCUUCUCUGUUAACACAGCUGCCAAUAGUGUCAUUGACAUUGCUGUCUUGUUAAAAUCUAAUAUAUUCCACAGAGUAAAUUCCUCAGUUAAAAAAGGGAUCUAUGAGAGACAUCAUUAUGUUCACAAUUCUUAACUAUUAGCUACUUCAUUUGUAAAGAUUUUUCUUUUUUCUCCCCCUCCGGAUAUAAGUUAUGGCACGUUCUUUAAUGGAAAGUUCGUCCAGUUUUUGGUGCAAAAAGCUUGUGUUUAGAGUAACAAUACCCGCAACAUUUGUAAAAAGCAGUGCUUCUUCUUACAAUGAUAUUUUAUGCCCUGUGGUGAACACACUGAAUCCUUGUCAUACAUUCAAUUUCUAUAAAAAGGAUCCAUUCAUAUUAAUUUAAUUUACGGAAUAUGCAAAGAAGGACAAGGUAAAACCCAUUAUAAAGCUGUGCUUGUACAUAAAUUUAAGCCUACAAAGCAGCCAUUACUAGAAACAAGAAAUUACUUUCAAUUAACUUGUAUAGAGAUCAGUUAUAUUUUUAUUCUUCACUUUCUGUGACAAAGAUCAAAAGUGCAGUGUAGAAUAAAACUGAUCCUGACCAUAGUUAAAGUACAUUUUCUGUAAGAGUAUAAAGUAGAUUUGUGUCAAUUAUGAUCACUAAUUAGACUGAUUUUUUACAAAAUAUAUAAUGUAUGUGUAAGGUUUACUAUAUUUUGUGGUAGCUAUUAACAGUUAUUAAAGAACAUGUUAGCUUCCAAAUUUCAUGAUGAUGCAAGUAUGCCAAAAACAAUACGGUUCCUGCUAAUUAUGCAAACAGAUUUUGCUUGUGAUUAGAAAUAUUUCAGACUGUAUUUUUCUUUAUAGUUUAAAAGGGUUUCAAGUUGUCCAGACUAUGUGGAUGCUACUACUGUUUGAUGGAUGAAAGAGUGUUUGAAGGAAAAGGUCCACAUUUUUAUCUGGGUUUCUCUAAAUGUACUAAAUACAGUAUACUGUAACAUCAAAUAAAAAACAGAAUUUUCAAAAACUGUGUAUAAUACAGAGUGAAAGAUGGUUCUGUUCAGGUUUCAUUGACUGGUCAGAAUAUCAGAUGGUCAGACAAGUA
Lepisosteus oculatus (spotted gar) is the source of this 5130-nucleotide messenger RNA. RefSeq names its product autophagy related 4C, cysteine peptidase (gene atg4c). Lineage: Eukaryota; Metazoa; Chordata; Actinopteri; Semionotiformes; Lepisosteidae. Gene Ontology annotation, molecular function: protein-phosphatidylethanolamide deconjugating activity. The record is from RefSeq and is a predicted model, not a curated record.